Messenger RNA from Triplophysa rosa, 3300 nucleotides. RefSeq names its product protein phosphatase with EF-hand domain 2a (gene ppef2a). The transcript is spliced from 19 exons. Gene Ontology annotation, biological process: negative regulation of MAPK cascade. Lineage: Eukaryota; Metazoa; Chordata; Actinopteri; Cypriniformes; Nemacheilidae. Gene Ontology annotation, molecular function: protein serine/threonine phosphatase activity; Hsp90 protein binding; calcium ion binding. The record is from RefSeq and is a predicted model, not a curated record. Bases 102 to 2606 code for a protein of 834 amino acids. Gene Ontology annotation, cellular component: cytosol; nucleus.
AGCGAACACAUUACGUGGAGUGACAUGUUGAAGACUUUAAAUUGAAGAAAUUAAGAGUCUUUUUGCAUUUUCUUGGUUAGAUACACCCACCAGUUGAAGCUAUGGGGAGUGGGGUGACAAAAACAAGUGAAUUCAAUAAAAGAUAUGACAGAGAUGGAAACGUCAUCCCAGCGGCCUUAACAAUGAAGGCUGCAGUGAUGAUCCAGCGUUGGUACAGACAGUAUGUGGCCCGUAUGGAGGUGAGACGCAGAUAUACCUGGAACAUCUUCCAGUCCAUAGAGUACUCAGACCUUCAAGACCAAAUCAAAUUAUACAACUUUCUCGGUUACCUGGUGGAUAACUUCACUCCAUCCAGCAGUGAACGAAACCUGAUCUCACAUAUCUUCAGAGAGAAUGAGGUGUGUCGAGAUGCAGAGUGGGAGAGAUAUUUCAGCUACGCUAAUAUUGAAGUGCCGGACAUCUACUCUGGCCCACGGUUAUCCUUUCCACUUGACAUGGCUCAAGUUGCUAAUCUUGCAGAGGCCUUCAAAAACAAACAGCAGCUUCACUCACGUUACGUCCUUCAGCUUCUUCUGGAAACGUGGAAGCUCCUCCGGGUGUUGCCAAACAUCAACCGGGUCUCCACAUGCCAUAGCAAAGAAAUCACAAUCUGUGGUGAUUUACAUGGACAGUUAGAGGACUUGCUACUGAUAUUUUACAAGAAUGGAAUGCCAUCACUGGAGAAACCUUACAUUUUCAAUGGAGACUAUGUGGACAGAGGCAAAGAUUCAAUUGAGAUUCUCCUCAUAUUGUUUGCGUUCCUACUUGUAUAUCCUGGAGAUGUUUAUCUUAACCGAGGAAACCAUGAAGACCACAUUAUUAAUUUGAGGUAUGGCUUCACCAAAGAAGUGUUGAAGAAAUACAAGAUGCACGGCAAGCGUAUCCUCAAGUUACUUCAGAAGAUCUUCAGCUGGUUGCCGUUAGUGACGGUGAUUGACCACAGAGUGCUGGUGGUCCAUGGAGGGAUCUCAGACUCCACUGAUCUCUCUCUGAUAGCUCGAGUCGACAGACACAAGUACGUCUCUGCCAUGAGGCCUCCAAAGAAGAGCAGUGCUUCCCGCACUAACCUGUACAGACCUGCUGUCUACGAUGAGAUGAUGAUCUCUAAAAACAGACGGGGUUCCCUGAUGUUUCCCAAACCAUUGGGCUCUCGAGACAGUUUCCAGAGACGCUCUCUCCAGAACUUCUCAUCAACCAUUACUCGAACCGUCGAGGAGGAGCUGGAGAUCCGCCGCAGGCAAUCAGAGUUCAGUCUCUCCAGCUUCAGCAGGUCUCACCAAAUUCUCAACUUGUCUCUGUCCUCCGAGUCUGAACCAGAUUCCUCAGAAUUCACGAAUACUAACAACGAUGAAUGGAAACAGAUUUUGGACCUGCUGUGGAGUGACCCCAUGUCUCAGGAUGGUUGUAUUCCCAAUGAGAUCAGAGGAGGAGGAUGUUACUGGGGUCCUGAUGUCACAGAGGACUUUCUGAACAGACACAACCUCCAGCUCAUCAUCCGUUCACACGAGUGCAAGCAGGACGGAUACGAGUUCUGCCAUAAUCGUAAUGUCCUCACCAUUUUUUCAGCCUCUAACUACUAUGAGGUUGGCAGCAACAGAGGAGCUUUUAUCAGACUUGGUCCUGAUCUAGUGCCUUACUUUGUUCAGUAUCAAGCCACCGGUAUGACCCGCGGCCUUAGCUUUUCACAGAGCAUGAAACGCACAGAGCACACGGCUCUGAAAGUCCUGCGAGAGCAACUGUUUGCGCACAAGUCUGAUCUCAUCAGUGCCUUUCAGGUGUUUGAUAAGGAGAAGACAGGACUGAUCUCUUUGGACAACUGGGCCGCUGCUAUAGAGCGUGUUCUGCGCUUGGAUCUUCCCUGGCUUGUCCUCCAUGCCCAGUUAGUGUCCAACACCUCUGACGACCUGCUGGACUAUCACGCCUGGUUCCGUGACCUCGCCCUGAAAAAGCCUGGAUGUGAGCACAUUGAACAGACUUUACUGGAGGCACUGUACAGACAUCGAUCCACCAUGGAGACCAUCUUUAGAAUAGUGGACACAGAUAAUUCAGGGUUCAUCACUUUUGAGGAUUUCCGCCAGACGUUGAAACUGCUCAGUGCCUAUCUGAACAUUGAGAUUUCUGAUGAGGCCGUCAAUGAGCUGGUUAUCAACACAGACACGAAUAAUGACGGGAGCAUUGACAUCGACGAGUUCAUGGAGGCUUUUCGACUGGUGGACAAAAGCAGGCUUGAGAGAGGCAGGAGUCUAUUAAAGUUCAAGCAAGAAAAUCAGGACCUGCCUCAAGAAGAGCAAACCCCACAGACUGCUGAAUCUGCAGCUUCACAGAAUGUUCAAUCUCCAGAUCCAAAGACUUCAGAUUCUUCAGAUCCACAGACUGCUGAUUCUUUAGAUUCACAGACUAGAGACUCUCCAGUUUUACAGAGAGCCGAUUCUUCAUAUUUACAAACGGGAACUUCUCAAGAUUCAAAGACUGCUGAAUGUUCCGCUCCACAGACUGCAGACUCUCCAGGUUUACAGACAGAUUCUCCAAGUUCACAAACUUCAGAUUCUUCAGGUUCACGUACCUGAAGAACUAACAGUAACAUUUCUUUUGUAACAAUUAUGCUACAAUAACUGUAAAAAAAAUGACACUGUUGUCAUGUAUACUUCCAGAUGGAGCUUUUCUUACUUUUCUCACAAUCUGGACAGAGUUUUGAUGCUCUUGGCUAGACAGAAGCUCAAGAUCAUGUAGUUUCAGCAAUGGGUCAAAGACAUCGUUUUUUCGUCUAAAAUGUGUGACAGCAUCAAGCUCAGGUUAAGAUGUUCUUUAGUCAAUUUAAUCAGAUUAUACAUUUUUUACAUCUUAUUUGACUGCAUGCAUUACCAACUUCAAACUAUUGGUCCAGGAUUAUUACACCCACAAAAUGUCAUGUGAAUGUGUGCGGGCUAAGAAAAUAGUAAAAAUCAAGAUAUGUUUUCAUUAGACUUUUAUCAUUUGCAUCUGCAAAAGAAGCAAAUACUGUGAGCUUUUCCGUAUCGAAAUGAGUUGACCACUCAUAUAAGAAUCUAUGUUGUAUUUGAUUUCUGUGUAAAUGUGCUGAUCAUGCAAGUUAGGAUGUAGCUGAAAUUCGUGUCAAGAGAUUUUUGUAAUAAGACAAGGGGCGUUUUGACAUUGGGCCCUGUACUAUUACACAAAACAAAUUCGCUCUAUAAAACAGACCAGACAAAAAGCCAUGCCACAUGCUGAUGUUUUUUUUUGUUAUUAAAAACAACAAAAGUGUGU